UUGGUACAGUAAAGUAGAAGUCGUCCAAAUUUUCAAACACUUUCAAAAGAUAUCUCGUUGCAGAUAAAAAUGCCCCAGUGCUCAGCUGCAGUUAAACCAGGCGCCUCUUCAUAUAGCAUUGUACUAGCAAGCGCCUUCUUCAUACCCAGUGCUCUGUUUUCAUCCCUUGUUGUUAUCAUUGCUGUUAUAAAAAAUCCUUUUAAUAAUCUCAGAACCCAGACGGGGAUUUUGAUGAUUUCAUCAGGUGUCGCUAGCCUUCUCAGCGUUCCUGUCAAUGGAAUAAGAACAUGGUAUCACGCCGUAAAUGCCACUGGCCGGAAUCCCUACAAAAUCUACCCAAAUGUAGUUCCCGCAUUACAUACCUGUCAUGUUUUUUGGUUCGCAACGCAGUUCGCUGGCACCUUCUUUUUCCUCGCCAUUAUUCUGUCAACAAUCUUUGAUGCACAGUCCUCAACACAGAUUGCUGAAACUCUGAAGAAGAAAGUGGUAAUUUUAGUUACUGUUGCCACAUGGACUGCUGGCUUUGCAUUUGGAGUGGGAUCAUAUUGGACCGGGAUGUCCCUUAUGACUAUGAUCCAAACAUCAUUGAACAACAUCGUCGCAAUGUCGUGUGUUUUUCUGGCCUACAUUGGCUGGGCUCGGCUAUCAAAACUUCCCAAUGAUAAAAGCAAUCAUUUCAUCAGCAACAUCAUUGCAAAUAAGAAUAUGACCGUAAGCAGUCAUCGUGUGAAUGAAACAACAAGCAAAGAGAACAAAGCGGAAAGAGAUGGAUUGGCAAUAGAGCACAGCCGUGCAGCGCAAGAAGAAAAACUGCAAGAGCUACACAGCAUCUUUUUGCAUGCUAUCCUGUAUUUUUGCUGUGCUGUACCAUCAGGGAUUUUCUUGCUGCUGCUUCUCUAUGUUGACUCUAUGUCAUGCACGAUGAUGUUUUGCUUAAAAGAUGCCUCGAGCUUGUUCAUGCAGUUCUUUUUAGCUGUCAACAACAUCCUGACCAUAUUUACAAAACCUCAGAUGAAAAAGGCAGCGAGAUCUUUGUUUGCAAAUAGAAGACAAGAGGUUGUACCAGACACAAUCAGCAAGGUUAAUUCACAUCGCAUCUGA
Molecule: messenger RNA, 1101 nt
Organism: Rhopilema esculentum
Lineage: Eukaryota; Metazoa; Cnidaria; Scyphozoa; Rhizostomeae; Rhizostomatidae
Source: RefSeq, a predicted model, not a curated record